AUGCUGGGAAAUAACAAGCCCUUUUAUCCCAGUCAGGAUGGCAAAGAUGGGGAGGAUGAAGAGGAGGAAGAGGAACUGGCUGGAGAGAAAAGCGAGGAAGGUGGCUGUGACCCGGAGAAUGGAGGGCUGAAGGACGACAGGGAUAUGCUGAGAGGAAGGUCCUGGGACCUUAAAGGUGGAGAGGUGACCAAACCGGCCGCCAUAGUGGUCGGUAGACAGAGAGCUGACCGAGCACAGAGGCCUGGUAACCAGGGAAACCGAGGUUACACAUCCAGUCAGUUCCCUCAUCUGCCAACCAAUAAGCAUCUACCAAAUGUGUUCAACCAACACCACUCUGGGCUAAAUGCUGUGCUGAAAAGAAGGGCCCUAAUGGAGCGCAGCAUGACCUCAGUGGCCCCCACGGAGGACUCCUACCCCACCAUGAUGGUGUUUCGGAUUGGCAUCCCAGACAUCAAACAAACAAGGUGUCUCCAGUUUGACCAGGACUGCACCGUGUGGAACGCCAAACAGCAGAUCAUCUGCUCCCUCAGCGAGUCUCUGUGGGACGUCUACAACUAUGGCCUGUUCCAGCCGGCCGGAGAGGGGCGGGACGCACGCUUUCUGGAGGAGGAGCGCCCCCUCAGCCACUAUGCCCAGACCUUCGAGAAGGGGGUGCCCUACCUUGAGUUUCGGUACAAAACCAGAGUGUACAAACAGACCAAUCUGGAUGAAAAAGCUCUCGCCAAGCUCUCCACCAAGGCAAGUCUCAAGAAAUUCCUUGAUUACAUUCAAACUGGAGCAGUGGAGAAACUAGCAAAAGUCCUUGAAAAAGGGCUUGACCCAAAUUUCCAUGAUCCUGACAGCGGAGAGACGCCCCUCUCCGUGGCCAUGCAGGCUGGUCUGUCUGUGGAGGGGGUGAGAGUGCUGAUGCAGGGGGGCGCACACCUGGACUUUAGGACCAGAGAUGGACUGACUCCGGUGCAUAAGGCAGUCAGAGCUCACAAUCACACUGGACUCCUGGCUCUGCUGUCACUGGGCGCCUCUCCGGACUACAAGGAUCGCUGUGGCCUGACCCCGCUGUACCAUACUGUACUGACAGGGGGUGAUACUUCUUGCUGCGAGACCCUACUCUACUACAGGGCAAAACUGGGCACAAGGGAUGAGAACGGAUGGGACGAAUCACACCAGCACAGGGAUGAAGAGGAGUUUGGAAUGGAAGAAAUACAUAAGGCUUGUCAGAACGGCUUUGCCCAGCACUUGGAGCAUCUGCUGUUUUAUGGGGCAGACACCACUUCUCAAAAUGCCUCAGGGAACACAGCUCUUCACAUCUCAGCCCUCUACAAUAAGGAGAGCUGUGUGCGUGUUCUUCUGUACAGGGGAGCUAAUAAGGAGGCCAAAAACAAGCAUGGCCACACACCUUUUCAGUUGGCAGUUAUGUCCGGACACUUUGAACUCGGGGAGCUCAUCAAAAACCAUAAGGAUACAGAUGUAGUGCCAUUUCUGGAGUCACCUAAGUAUGUUCCCAAACGCAGAGAGAGCUCUCACACCCUCCCUCUGCCAGGACUACACAACCACCCCUUACUGCGAGCCAACAGUGACAACACUAUGACCCAGCCAGACCUUGCACAUCCAUUAAACAAGCCCACCAACAUUCCCACACCCGCACAGGGUCAGCGCAGAGCAUCAGUGAGCAUGAGGAGCUCCAGCAGUCCCAGGACCCGACAUAGGUCCCCAUCCCGAGGGAGAGGGGGGCAGAGUGAUACGGAGGAGAGGCACAGACAGCCACGGGGGAGACAGGGUGCGCCAUCAGCAGGCAGCGGGGGAGGCCAGGUGAAGCGUAUGUACAGCGCAGUACCAGGGCGUGUGUAUAUGGCUACCAAAUCCUACUCUGCCAGUGGAGACCGGGAGCUCUCAAUCAGCAAAGGGGACAAAGUUAAAGUGUUGAGUGUAGGUGAGGGCGGGUUCUGGGAGGGCACUGUGAAAGGUCGCACUGGAUGGUUUCCCUCGGACUGUGUGGAGGAAGUGGCAGCUCUCGGCAAGGACAAUCGAUCAGAGACACGCAGCGAGAAAGCAAAGAGGAAGCUUUUCCGUAAUGUCACUGUGGGAGCCUAUGAUGGCACCGAUGGGCCCAGUGACUACAUCAUUAAGGAGAAGACAGUGCUGCUACAGAAAAAAGACAAUGAGGGUUUUGGCUUUGUGCUGCGAGGUGCCAAGGCCCAGACUCCCAUAGAGGAGUUCACCCCCACGCCAGCCUUCCCCGCUCUUCAGUACCUGGAGUCUGUCGAUGAGGGGGGUGUGGCCUGGAGGGCCGGCCUCAGGAUGGGGGAUUUCCUCAUCGAGGUGAACGGGCAGAAUGUGGUCAAGGUCGGCCACAGGCAGGUGGUCAACAUGAUCCGACAGGGGGGCAACAGCCUGAUGGUGAAGGUCGUCAUGGUGGCACGAAACCCAGAGCUUGAAGACACCACCAGGAAGAGAGCACCCCAGCAGACUAAGAGACUGACCCCUCCUGCCAUCGCCUUGCGCUCCAAGUCCAUGACAUCAGAGCUGGAAGAGAUGGUGGACAAAGGUGUGGAAAUGUCAACAUUGUGUCCCCUAGUUGUUUUUAUGUCCUUCAUCCCAGUCCCUGUCCUCUCAUCAGCUCUCACGCCAUCACAUGUGUCACGUGACCAGUAUAGUGUAUCUGCCUCUCCAUGGAAAAAGAAAGCAGAGUAUGAACCAUCCCAGGGUCCUGAUAAGAAGAGGACAGUCUAUCAGAUGGCACUGAAUAAGCUGGAUGAAAUCUUGGCUGCUGCCCAACACACGAUUACACCGGACAGCCAGGGACAGAGGGGUCAUGGGGGCAAGAGGGACAGGGGCAAGAAUAUUGCCCCCAUCACACCCAACGAGCUAACUUACGAUCAGCAAUCUUCAAUGAGUAUGAUGCAGACUGGACCUAGUUAUGGCUACAACCAAGCUUACUACCAGCCGGGACAGGGGCCUCAACAUGCUGUUAUGAUGCGUCAAAAAUCCAUCGGUGCAAUGGAGGAGGAGAGGGGAUUUCUUCACCCACCCACCAUGAAGCUGUCCCGGAGCCUCUCGGUACCAGGGCCUGAGGAAAUCCCUCCACCCCCAAACACAUCUGCCCCAGAGCCGCCCCUAUCUGCAGGUCCUUAUACUGGUAGAGGCCCUGCCAUGCCCAUACCCCCUGUCUCCCAACCUCACUACCAGCAUCAUCCCCAGGCAGGACAUCCCACUCAAGCAGGCUGGGACAGAGGAGGACCAGGGGGCAUGGUUCCCACCCUUCGUCGACAAUCAGAAGGACUUGUCCGAGAGCAAGAACCUCCAAAAAGAGGCGGUGGGAAAAUGGGCGGGUUAAGGAGAGGAUAUAGUAGUGCUACACCACCAACAAGUGCUAAGCCUAAACCCCAACCAGUGCCACAGCACCCACAAAUGGGUAGCAGAGAACAGCCAGCGGCAGCAGGGAGAGGCGGAGCCAGGAGAGGGGGACGCGGUGCUCUGAUGAAACAAUCAAAAGUGGAGGAUGGCGUUCGACAGCAUAGACCUAAAGGUGGGGCUCCUAAAGAGAAGAGUUCUAUCCCAAUACCUACAAUCAUUGUAAAAGCCCCAUCCACAAGCAGCAGUGGGCGCAGCAGUCAGGGGAGCAGCAUGGAAGCGGAGCAGUCUCAGGAUGCAGAGGACCCCCCUUCUCCCUCCAUGGACAACACAGCAGACAGUCCCAACAACAGCCUGCCUCAGCCGCUCACCACAUCACCACAACCACCAACAUCCACGGCAACGCCUUCAUCAAUCGCUCCUACUGUUACACCCCAACAAAAUGUGGAAGACUUAGACUACACAGCUUCUUUUGGGACAUCAUAUGGAGGUUUGGGGAGUGGUAGAGGGGGCGAUGGGGCAGGAGCGCGCAAGGAGCGGGAACGAUUUCGAGACAUGAGGAGAAAAAGUGCUUCUUUUUUCCUGUCGUCUGAGGAGGAUAUCCAAGGAGAGGCCGGUGGAGGUGAUGUAGGUGGACAGUAUGGGGGCAGGAUUCAGCCUUUACAUGGCUCUCAAAUGGAUGUGCCUAUGCCUAGAUUAAGGCCCUCGAAAUCUAUUGACGAGGGGAUGUUUUCCGGAGAUAACUAUGUAAACUACUCCAGCAGUAUGCCCCCUGCUUUUGGAUUACCAGAGUAUUCCUCACCGAUUCUCAGUCAUGACGGCCAGCCCAAGUCAGCUCCCUCGAUGUAUGGUCAUCAGCAUACUACUACGUUUAUCCAUCCACUGACUGGUAAAGUAUUGGACCCCUCAUCACCACUUGGUUUGGCAUUGGCGGCAAGAGAAAGGGCCUUGAAGGAUGACCGUCGGACACGACGUGAUGAUAGAUAUUUUGGUCGUCAGAUGUCCACAGUUGGAUCGUUUACCACCCCCAUUCAAACCCCAACCCCUUCACUUUUUGCAACCCCUACUCAAUCAACAUAUACUUCUCCAGUUUCAAUGCAUCUAACGUCACCUACAGCCACCACCUCGCCGGCAUCGCUCAGUCGACCCCAGUCACCAAGGAUAUUGCGUUUGGGAGGUGGAGAAAGGGUGGAGAGAGAGAAGGAAGGAGGACCACGAGAGGGUCUCAGAGUUCGCUUCUCAGAGGACAGAACCAGCCAGUAUUCGCCGCAGUAUUACCCUACCCCAAAGGAGAAAGAGGUGUACAACAACAGGCCUGUAUCCAUUGUGCAGCCACCCCCACCACCAAGUCAGCCAGCCCCAUGCAGACCCUCAUUUCUUCAAUUUGACAGUUCUCACACUAGCUACAUCCCUCAAUACACUGUCCCUUCAGCUCCAUCACAUGACAGUGCGAGCAGGGGAGUGGCAGGACAGUCCCAAGAAGGUCUAGGACUUAUGGUUCUCCCUCCACCCGCUCCGUCAAUAGAUGCAGAAGAUGAAUUUGUCUUUGCUGACCCGUUACCCCCACCACUUCAGUUUGCUAAUGGUAAACAUGAGAGGGGUAUACCACAUCAUGGGCAAAACAUCACUGGUGUCCCUCAUCCACCUCCUCCAGCCAAAAAUACCUCUCAGACCACUUCACAAGGGGACUCAGCCACAUCCAGUUUAACCUCGUAUGACAGCGAAGUGGCCAACCUCACACAGUCCGCUCUGUCACCGUCUUACCCUUCGCCCCACAUAUUUCCACCUACAACCACAGCCCCUACAAGCUCUGCUGCUCCAACAUCAGUGCACAGGCCACAGCCCAUGUCCCAGUCCCUGCCAUAUUACAGUAGCUCCAAUGACCCGUCUAUAAGUGAACAAAGCCUGCCUCAAGACAGAGGUACUGCUGUCCUCACCACAACCAUGACAUACGCAACUACCACUAUGACUGCAACUACAGCAGCCACUACUACUACAACCUCCCCUACAACCACUGACUACAGCAUGACAGGGCCCAAAGUUGGCAUUGCCCCAGGAGGUAAAGCUGCUGACCAGCCACAUCAUGCCAACACAAUUCAUAAGAGCGGAGAUUGGCAGGAUGCAGUGGUGGACUCUGGUAUAGAGGAGCUGGACAGUCACAGCAGUAGUGACCAUCAUUUGGAGAUGCUGGGUUUAUCUGGACUGAGGGGUGACAGAGGAGGGGCAGUGGGAGAAACAGAAAAGGUUUCUGAGAAUCAGGAUCUUUGCACAGCCUACUCAGGUGGGCAAACAUUUGAUGUUCUCAAUGCUAAACUGGCAAACCCUGCAUUUCCAAAGAUGACUCAUUACAAAGAAGGGGGAGGGAGGGGUCCAUCAGUUGCACUUCGGCGGCAGAAUAGUACCAAUCCUGCUCCAUUGCAGCUGCACAGACAAGUAAAUCCUGAAGAUUCUAGGUUUGACGGGGUUUUCCCAGAUGCAAGAGGAAAACAAGGCAGGUCCAAAAUGGAGGAUGGCUUUAGUACCACUUUGGCAGCAUGUUUAGAGAGGCCCAUGGACACUCGGCAGGUGAGCUGGGUUGAUCUGGAGGCGCAUGAACAGGGAAGGAUCCAGAGAGGAGCCAUGGCCAUGGACAGCCGUAGACUACACUCACCUCUGUCUGGGGUGAAGGCAAACAUCAUCAAUGAACUCAGCUCCAAGCUGCAGCAGAUGAGCGGUAUGAAGAGCAUGGACGACUGGAGCCAGUCUCCCAAGUCACCUACCAUGAACAGAUAUUCUGCAGAUUUCUCAGAUGCCUUUCACAGUCCUCCAAUUGGUCGCUCCACUUCACCUUUACCAACGUCCUCACCACAGCACCGUCAGAUUCUUGCCCCUAACCUGGCUGCCUCCCCCUCCGUCUCCCCCACGCCUCAAGUACCAGUGCAGAGGAACUGGACUCGUUCUCCAUCCCCACAGAUGCCCACAUCCCCGGUUCACUCUCACCCUCCACAUUCUCCCACGUACUGCCCUUAUCCCACAUCACCAAAGCACCGCUCCAAAAUGCGCAGGCAGACUUUUGAUUUCCAGUGCAGCCCCACAAAGGAGAUGCGGUCAUCAGUUUCUCGCCGUCGGGCCCCUAGUCCUCUUAUCUACAACACAGAACAGCAAAAUCCUGCUCCACCUAGGCCCUCUUCACUCCCCAUACUCCCCAGCACACCUGUUUACACUGGCCCCUUCGACUUCCCUGGGCCACUCACCCCACCCUCCCCCGGUCUCCCUCUUGGAGACCCCUACCAGGCCUCAACACCACCACUGUACUCACCGUCAGGGAUGCAGAGUCCAAACCCACUGUUAGUGUCCCGUUCCCUAUCACCCACUCAUUUUCUCUCUGGGGCAUCUUCCCCUCUGCACCUGCCCCCCAGUCCAUCAUGCCUCAACUUCCCCCACCUCACCCCACCACCACCAGCGAAACCCUUUGCUGUGAAACCCCUGCCCUACUGGACCAAGUACGAUGUUGCCGACUGGCUGACGUACUUGAACCUGGGUGAACACAGGGAGCGUUUUAUAGACAAUGAGAUUGACGGGUCACAUCUACCUUCGCUAACAAAAGACGACUUCUUGGACCUGGGGGUGACGAGAGUGGGCCACCGCAUGAACAUCGAGCGGGCACUGAAGAAGCUCACAGACAGGGUACCCAGUUCUCCCAUGCAUGUCACUACUUCUCCCCAAGACACAGACUGAGGGGGGACCUUUAAGAUGAAUCAAAGGGAAUUAUUAUUAUAAACAGAGGCAUACAGUGUCAAAGGAUGUACCAGAGAAGAAAAGUGGACUUCAACAGGACAAAGGGCUGCUAAUAUGCCAUACACCGAUAAUGCAGUCAUAUAUUUUGAGAUAUGAAAAUUGUGUGUCAAAUGGAAGAAAUACUUGGACACCAUUUUGUGCUAUCAAAACAAACUUAUACAUGCACUUCUAUAUUCACAUCCAGUAACAGAUGGACUGUCACACCAUCUGCUGUAAGAAAACUCUUGUCAUAGUUCAAGAAAGAGUCAAAAAGUUGCUGCUCGAAAUCCACCACUGACUCUCAACUUAUUUGGCCACAAACUGUCGUGAAACAAUGCGUUUUACACCAAACAUCUGUUUUGUAGCUUUAAGCACAUCUGAGAUUCGAAUGGCUGUAAGCAAUGGAUUCAUGGUCAAAAUAUGACAACAAAGACUGUUUGUAAAUGAUGGCUAAAAUGAUAAUAGAAUCAUAGUAUUAUUCAUUAUACGCAUAUUGCCCAAAUUAAUGCUCCGGCUAUUUAUGUGCGUCUUUUGCCUUAGUAUAUCUAUGUUCAAUGGUAUCCACAAGCCACUUGUUUGUACUGUGCUGAUUGCAGUCUCUGGUCAGGGUAUUUUUACAGUAUAUGUAUAGAAUUCACAAAGUCACCAUUAGACAAUAACCAUAUUUUCUACAUACAAUCAUGAGAAAGCAAAGUGAGAGAGGAAAUAUGUGCACAUUAUUUCAAGUGCAAGUUUGGCCAUAGCACUGGGUGAUAAAUCUCUGAUGCCAUAACAUGGAGUGCUGUGUGCUGGCAGCAGGUGCAGUGAUCAUAAAAGGGCUUUCUUCUGCUUCUUCUGUCUGACCAACCUCCUCACUCUCUGUGUCUGACGCUGUGUCUGCCUUGGUGGCCAAAUGCUUUACUCAACUUACAUUAUUUGUAACGCCUUUGAUGAAACAUGUAAAUGAUGGUCCAAAAACAUAAUUUCACCGAAAGAUAAUCCUUAUACCUCACACUUUUGCCCAAAAUAAAUAUAUCCUUUUUCUAUACCCCAGUUUUGGAAGAGAUACGUUAAAGAAUUACAUGUAAACAUUAGCUAUUUAUCACUGGCUUCAAAUAUGAGGCGAGAAUCCUUCAUUUAUAGAUCUACAGUAUAUUUAUUCAUGCUGACAAUUACAACAUAAAUAUCAUAGUAUAUUAUAAUUACUAUAUUAAGUACGUAAACCUUUUUAAGAAUCUUUGUCUUCCAAUACGUGUGGACAAAUUCUCUUAAGAUAAGUUUUUUAUUUCUUUUUUGCUUUUUUCCAAUGCUUUCUAUACUGCUCGCACUGUUGUAACCCUGAUGUAUCCCAUAAUGCAUCUCCCUCAACAUGACUGUGAGUGAAUGGACACUACCCUGGCACAAUAGGACUGAGCAGUAGUGUAGAAAGCAUUACAAAUUAGGUCUAGUGAAAUGCAUAAUGAAUGCAACAACAAACAAUAUGACCAUAAGUAUGCAGAGAUUAAAGUAUAUAAAUAAAUGAAUAUAUAAAGUUUUGUUUUAUUAAAAUACAGUAUAUAAAAUGAUGAAUAUUAUGA
Periophthalmus magnuspinnatus is the source of this 8663-nucleotide messenger RNA. RefSeq names its product SH3 and multiple ankyrin repeat domains protein 1-like. Gene Ontology annotation, cellular component: postsynaptic density; postsynaptic membrane; dendritic spine. Gene Ontology annotation, molecular function: synaptic receptor adaptor activity; ionotropic glutamate receptor binding. The coding region runs from base 1 to 7068 and encodes 2355 amino acids. The transcript has 27 exons. The record is from RefSeq and is a predicted model, not a curated record. Lineage: Eukaryota; Metazoa; Chordata; Actinopteri; Gobiiformes; Gobiidae.